Molecule: messenger RNA, 2516 nt
Organism: Nelumbo nucifera (sacred lotus)
Lineage: Eukaryota; Viridiplantae; Streptophyta; Magnoliopsida; Proteales; Nelumbonaceae
Gene: HMG
Product: high mobility group
Cellular component (GO): nucleus; FACT complex
Molecular function (GO): DNA binding; histone binding; nucleosome binding
Source: RefSeq, a predicted model, not a curated record
CCAUUCAAUUCAUGCAUUGCAACAGAACGAGAACGACGCUAGCAGCCUAGCGAGCGCCUUCGCCUAGCAGUAGCAAUAAAAUGGCGGCAAACCCUCCGUCGAGAUGAGCAUCAAGAUACACUAACUGCCACACUCUCAUUUUUUCGCGAUCGCACUAUAUUUAUAUACACCCUUAAUCAGAGAAAUAAUACCCGCGUUCUAAACUUACAAAUAGAAGCAGACCGAGCGAUUUACCUGAGCUCUCGUUUCUCUUCUCCUUGGAGAUUUUCUCUCCAAACUAUCAGUCAUGACGGAUGGUCAUCUGUUCAACAACAUUCUUCUCGGUGGUCGUGGUGGAACUAACCCUGGGCAACUUAGGGUUCAUUCAGGAGGAAUUAUAUGGAAGAAGCAAGGAGGAGGAAAGGCAGUUGAAGUUGACAAGGCCGACAUUGUUGGUGUGACAUGGAUGAAAGUCCCUAGAACCAAUCAACUUGGGGUUAGAAUUAAAGAUGGUCUGUACUACAAAUUCACAGGCUUCCGAGACCAGGAUAUCACGAGCUUGACAAAUUUUAUUCAAAACGCCGUUGGAAUAACACCAGAGGAAAAACAGCUUUCUGUUAGUGGUCAGAAUUGGGGUGAAAUUGAUUUGAAUGGGAAUAUGCUGAGUUUUCUGGUAGGAUCUAAGCAGGCAUUUGAAGUGUCUUUAGCAGAUGUUUCACAGACACAGCUUCAGGGAAAAAAUGAAGUGAUGUUAGAGUUCCAUUUGGAUGAUACAACUGGAGCCAAUGAGAAAGAUUCGUUAGUUGAGAUUGGUUUUCACAUACCUAGUUCCAACACCCAGUUUGUUGGUGAUGAAACUCGUCCCCCAGCUCAGGUUUUCCGUGAUAAAAUCAUGUCAAUGGCGGAUGUUGGUCCGUCAGGUGAGGAAGCUGUUGCUACAUUUGAGGGGAUUGCGAUUCUUACACCAAGGGGUCGGUAUAGUGUUGAACUUCAUAUUUCUUUCCUGCGUCUUCAAGGGCAGGCUAAUGAUUUUAAAAUCCAGUAUAGCAGUGUUGUUCGCCUUUUUCUACUGCCGAAGUUUAAUCAACCACAUACCUUUGUUGUCGUUACUCUUGAUCCCCCAAUUCGUAAAGGCCAAACUUUGUACCCACAUAUUGUGUUGCAGUUUGAGACAGAUACUGUUGUUGAGAGCACCUUGUCAAUGAAUGAAGAUCUCUUAAAUACCAAGUAUAAAGAUAGAUUGGAACCAUCAUAUAAGGGACUCAUUCAUGAAGUCUUCACUAUGAUAUUGCGUGGCUUAUCUGGUGCUAAAGUUACUAGGCCUGGAAAGUUCCGUAGUUGUCAAGAUGGUUACGCUGUGAAGUCAUCAUUGAAAGCUGAAGAUGGAGUACUAUAUCCACUUGAGAAGGGCUUCUUCUUUCUCCCCAAGCCUCCUACUCUCAUUCUUCAUGAUGAGAUUGAUUAUGUGGAGUUUGAGAGACAUGCUGCUGGAGGUUCAAAUAUGCAUUAUUUUGACUUGCUCAUCAGACUAAAGAGUGAGCAAGAACAUCUCUUUCGGAAUAUCCAAAGGAAUGAAUACCAUAACCUUUUUGAUUUCAUAAGUGGAAAAGGUUUGAAAAUAAUGAAUCUUGGAGAUGUUCAGACUACAGAAGGCGUUGCAGCUGUUCUUCAGAAUGAUGAUGAUGAUGAUGCUGUUGACCCGCAUCUUGAGCGGAUCAAGAAUGAAGCUGGUGAUGAGACUGAUGAAGAGGAUGAAGAUUUUGUUGCAGAUAAGGAUGAUGGUGGCUCUCCAACUGAUGAUUCUGGAGAGGAGGAAUCUGAUGCUAGUGAAAGUGGAGACCAAAAAGAGAAUCCUACCAAAAAGGAAGUCAAGAAAGAUUCCUCUGCUUCUAAGGCACCUUCAGCUAAAAGGAAACCCAAGGAGGGAGAUGAAAAGAAGAGAAAACAGAAAAGGAAAAAGGACCCGAAUGCACCAAAGAGGGCAAUGUCUGGGUUCUUUCACUUCUCACAAAGUGAAAGAGAUAAUAUAAAGAAAACUAAUCCUGGAAUUUCCUCAACUGAUGUUGCGAGGGCCCUUGGAGACAAAUGGAAGAAGAUGUCAGCGGCAGAGAAGGAGCCAUUUGAGGCAAUGGCUCGUGAUGAUAAGAAAAGGUACAAAGAGCAAAUGGCUGACUACAAGAAUCCAACGGCAAACGCAAACCCAGGGAAUGGAUCAGAUAGCGAGUAGAUUAAGGAAUUUCUGGCAUUGUGAAAGCGAAAAGCUGAAAAUGCCCUGCAGCGCCCAUGUAUUGCUAAUAUUUUUGACACAUUUUAGUGGUUGCCUAAUGUAAUGCAUCUAUGUUUUACACUUGUAAAAGGAUUGGCUCCAUGUUAGUAGUUUCUCUCUUACCUUUGUGUCUUGAGACCGUCUCAAAAUUUAUUAGAUUUUUUUGUUUUUUUAAUCCAUGUCAAGAUUUUGUUUUUUGUUUUAAAUCMUGUUCACUUUGGAAAGUGAAAUGUUGAAUGCCCAUUGCAAUGUCGUCAAAUUUUGAACUCAA